Molecule: messenger RNA, 1817 nt
Organism: Exaiptasia diaphana
Lineage: Eukaryota; Metazoa; Cnidaria; Anthozoa; Actiniaria; Aiptasiidae
Product: KIF1-binding protein homolog
Molecular function (GO): protein binding
Source: RefSeq, a predicted model, not a curated record
AUAUUAAGAGCUCGCAAGGAACGCCUGCUACAAGUGGAUGGUUACGAAAACCGAACGAACUGCAUUCCUGUAUAUCCAAGUAUCCCUGAGCCCUGAUUCCAAUACUUCCAUUGGAGUCGGCCGAGAUGGCCUACGGUAGACUGGAUCGAGGGUAGAAUCAAAAUGGCGGACAUAGAAGAAGUUGAAGUUGGUUUUGAAUCGAAGAUUGAAGAAAUAAAAAGCUGGCUCAGAUCAGAUGGGUAUGAAAAAUAUAAAGAAGCCAGGCGACUCUCUGAGGAAGAUUCAAAACAUGACCCGGAAUCGGAGCCUUWCAAGUCCAAAUACGCUGCACGAGACAUCUUACUAGAGUUGAAAGGAAAACUUGAAGCAUUUGAGAGCGAAGACGAAGAAAGCACAGAAUUUUCACGGCUYCUCUCGUCUAUUUUAAGUUAUCAACUAGGAAUUAACUAUGCAGAUACGCAAGAAACUAGUGAAGGGGAGACCUAUUUUCGCCGGUGUCUCGAAUUGGUGGAAAACAAAGAUGACAACAUUGAUAUGAAAUCUGUUUCGUUGAGAUUACUCUGCCUCAAUCACCUUGGGAUUUUGUGGAGCCAAAGAGGCGAUGCUGACAAAGCUUUAGAGUUUCUAGAAAAGGGAGAGAUGUUGUACCACAAGUUCAAGAAAGAUGUUGGGGGUACACCGUACUCGAUACAUGAGCUUUUCUGCGCAGAUGAAAAUAGCUUAACAGAUGCAGACAGAGAAAAAGAAUUUGAAGCMGCCUUCACGCAUAGUCUUUACUACCUUGCACAGGUCCAUGGUGCCCUGGGGAACUCCAUUAAGAGUGGCGUGUAUUGUCAUACUACACUAAAGCUUCAGGCUCAAGCAACCAAGAAGAGAGYGAAGACAAAAACCCACUGCGGUUCACAUCUCUGGAAACAACUUGCUAUGAACAAUCAGUUCCUGAUCAAAUCAUCAAAAACUUUGACGAGGCUCGUUGUAUCUUCCGUGAAGCUCAAAAAUGGCUCAACCAAGCAAAAGAGUACUACAUCCUUGAUGGCCAUGUCAGCGACUAUGUUCAAAUUCAACAAGAUGUCAGUCAGCUCUUCAAAUAUGUUGCUUUCUUUGAAGAUGACAAGGAUCGYAAAUGUAAAAUGCAAAAGCGACGGGUGGACAUCCUCUCUGACAUUCUCUGUGAACUGAACCCUCAGCACUAUCUUCAAAUUUGUCGACAGCUUAUGUUUGAAUCAGCCGAGGCCCACAGUGAGAUGGUUGAUUUAAAGAUUGCUAUCAUGAAUGAAAACAGUGAUACUCCAGCUAGUUCUCAUGCCAUCAAGAAAGUUAACCAUCUUAUAAACCAAGCAAUAAAGUUCUUUCAAACUUUCAUAGACUCUAUGAAACACAAGGGWUCUCUUCCAGAGACUUAUGACMAUGACAUUGUGCGACCAGCCCUUGUCUCGCACUUUUGUAUUGCAAGAUUGUACUCUAAAUAUYUUGUUGCWGAGACUAAAGUUAAACUUGAAUACUUGAAGAAGAGUGUGGACUUGUAUAAUUAUAUUGUWAAUUAUUGUGACACUCAUCCAGAUAUGCCACAAGACGCCUUCCAGGAUGAGUUGCAGAUCUCACGGGACAUGGCUAUGCUACUUCCAAUCAAGAUGUCAAAGAUUAUGGCUUCUGGCCAAUAAGAUUGUUUGUUGUGAUCACAUGACCCCUGGCCAAUAAUAUGCUUUGUUGUGAUCAUAUGACCAGUCAGACCCUUCACAUCAUCAUUAGCCAAUAAGAUUCUUAGUUGUGAUUACAUAACUUGUGCCAAAUAAAAGAACUUGCUAGCAUUGUCUUCA